AACUGAAUAUCUAACCUUGCCACUUUAAUGCAUUAGGUAGACGACGCUCAGAGCGGACCGGUGAGUGCGUUGCGAAUUUCUUGCUCGAGAAGAGAGGCGCUGGAAUCUCAAGAAGGAAAAACAGUUCCUAGCAGACCAUGGGACUUUAUAGAUUAUCUUUGGUGCUUGUGAUAUUACUGGGCUUACUCGUGCACGUGAUGUGCGUAGGUGAAACGAACUCUACCUGCAGUCUAGCAGCAGCAAAGUCACCUCACUUGCGACUCAACAGAUAUCUUUUCUGCGAUUACGAUAUAACAGUGAGGCCUGUUAUACACCAUAAAAAUGCCACCAACAUCAGUAUACAUUUUGAUCCUCUACGAAUAGAUUUCAUGGAUGAAUCGAGUACAUUCAUUCUUCACACUUGGAAUACAUGGUCUUGGAUGGAUGAAUUUCUGACGUGGAAUCCCAAAGAUUUUGAUGGAAUUAACGAAACUCGCGUGGAGAGCGCAAAAAUAUGGACGCCAGAUUUAGCGUUGUAUAACUCAGCAGACAUGACAGAAACACAGAUAGGUAUACCUAGUGUACCUUGUAUCUUAGUUAAUGAUGGACAAUUAGUAUGCAUAGCACCCGUCAAAUAUGUUACCCAUUGCACUACAGAUUUCACAUAUUGGCCCUACGACGAACAAACUUGCAAUAUUCGCUUAUCAUCUUGGAAUAAUCAUGCUCUGGAUAUCAAUAUUGAUUAUAACAAUUCGACCAUAGAGAUGGGUUAUUAUAAGACAAAUAAUGAAUGGGAUGUAAGAGCAUUCAUUUUGAAAGAACACGUUAAGUAUUACGACUGCUGCCCUGAAACAUUUUGGUCGACUAUAGUACCGACUUUUAUCUUGCGGAGACAUCCUUCCAUGGUCCAUACCAUCUUUAUAACUACAGCAUUCGUCUUUACGCUUAUAACGCUGACAGUUUCAUAUUUGGAUGCACGCUCAAAUGAGAGAGUUUUACUCUCUAUGUUGAAUUUUGUCUGUCACGUGCUUAUCAUUUCCGUACUUCAUUGGGUAUUACCACAUAACGGCCCAAACGGAUCUCCUCACUUAUUGCUAUUCUACAGAGACUCCUGGAUUAUAGCGACGUUCGAAAUAGCGUUGACGGCGUUGCUGCGUAGAUUGCAGUCAACCAGAAGAAAUCUACCUUACUGGUUGAUUUUUACGGUGUCGUUGAUAGAGGGCAAUCGAAUUUGCCGUUUUCUUCUCCUGGGCGAACAAGUCGAUGUCGAUGACGGCAAGCUGUUCAUCGCUAUCAAUGGAAGUUCGCCAUCUGAAAUUGAUGAUGAGAACGCAUCCUUAUCCGAUGUGAAUCUACAAAAUUCCAGCAAAAAUUUAGCAAGUGAUUCAUGGAGAAAAGUCACGAUUAUUAUUGAAAGGCUUGUUCUCAUCUUCGUAGCGUUUACGUAUCUAAUGCUAUUUAUAGUGUUAAUACCCAGAGAACAAAGUUAAUACUUAAAGACACUGUUUGUCAUGGCAAUUUUUAAAUUGAAUAAACAGGUUCAAUAUUUGUCAUGAUUUUAAGUAGUAAUUUUCUCAUUUGAGAAUUACGCGUGCUACAUACAAGAAGGCGACUAUGUGUUAUAUCAUUGUAAUCUACAAUUCAACUUAAAGAAUAACACAGAUCUAAGUAAUAAUCAAUUACUUAAAUGUACUGCCCUCAAAUUCGAGCUUUUGUUAUAGUAACAUUAUCCGAUGUAACGGAAGUUGAUCAUGUCGUUGCACUGAAAGAUUUUCAUUAAAAAAAAAGAUUUAUAAAAAUCAAAUUAUAGUUAAGACAUCGAGCUUGGCAUGUAUGCAUUUAUAUGACUCUACUCAUCUCCUAAUGUUCUUGUUAUUCUACCGAGAGACUUCCGGAUGAUGGCAGCGCGUUAUAGCGAUGUAGCCUUGACGACACUGCUAUGACAACUACAGUAGAACAGAUCAGGAAGCCUAACCUAAGCUUUACAACCAAACUUGCCGCCGCUUAUUCUUCUAUGCUGAACGAGAUGAACUAUUGACCUGUGACCGUUGACGACAAGCAACUGAUCGGUACCAUCAACGAAUCCUUGCCAUUGGGUGUUGAUAAGGAAAAGGAAACAACAAUCUAACCUUAUCGGGGUAAUAAUACCGAUCGAAGACUUGGUAGAGCUAUUUAAAGAGUCUGGCUCCGCGGCCGAUAACAAAAUCUCAUUAACGUGUAAAUUGAUUUUAAUCAUCGGUCUCCCUAAAUAAAACAUCUGCAUAUAUUAAUAGACUCGUACAAACUUUAAACACAUCAAUAAGCUCGUGCAAGCUUCGAUCGCGCGAGUAUCUAAAUAUUAGUGCGAAAAACUUUUGAAUUUCACAUCAGUUUCCGUAUUUAGACUAUAAACUUUUCUAAUUACUAUUCUUCGUGAUCGGACCAAGUUUUUCUCUACCAACUAUACGCUCUUCAAAUGCCAUAUGCGCGUAAUAAGAAGGUCAGCUGUAAGGGGUAUAGGCGCUGUGUUCCAUAUUUCCGCGCGAACGCUGUAUAAAAGUGUUGGGACGAGAGCGCACAUAUUUCCAGCUGUAUUGGAGCGAUAUACCUAACUUUCAUGAAUCCGAGAGUACUGUGGUAUAUAUUGCGUUGGUUUAACGCUGCUCUGUAAGCGAAUAUAGAGUCGCCAAUUAUACGCGGUAAUGAGAUAGGUGAUUAUUAAUCAAUGCCGGUAAAAAACUUCAGCAAUAUUGUUAAAAAUACUUUUAUUCCAAAAAUCGUGUAAAAUAUUAGGCUUAGGUAAAUGUUAAUCAGUCGAAAAAUACCAUGUUUCGUAUAAAAAAAGCCUGACAACUAUUGGAGUCAUCAGCGAACGGUCUCUCGAGCGAUAAACUGCGUGUAGGUCAGUAUACCUGAAAUAAACAUUACGCUGAUUACAUUUUUCUGUAUAAUAAAACAAUUUCGUAAUAAUCAUAGUUUAAGCCCAA
Messenger RNA from Nasonia vitripennis (jewel wasp), 2945 nucleotides. It is a transcript of the gene nAChRa10, whose product is annotated as nicotinic acetylcholine receptor alpha 10 subunit. The record is from RefSeq and is a predicted model, not a curated record. Gene Ontology annotation, biological process: regulation of membrane potential; signal transduction; monoatomic ion transmembrane transport. NCBI's taxonomy places the organism in Eukaryota, Metazoa, Arthropoda, Insecta, Hymenoptera, Pteromalidae. The coding region runs from base 138 to 1469 and encodes 443 amino acids. The transcript is spliced from 8 exons. Gene Ontology annotation, cellular component: membrane; synapse; neuron projection. Gene Ontology annotation, molecular function: transmembrane signaling receptor activity; extracellular ligand-gated monoatomic ion channel activity; neurotransmitter receptor activity.